Aureobasidium melanogenum CBS 110374 is the source of this 1065-nucleotide messenger RNA. RefSeq lists its product as uncharacterized. Gene Ontology annotation, biological process: maturation of 5.8S rRNA from tricistronic rRNA transcript (SSU-rRNA, 5.8S rRNA, LSU-rRNA); nuclear-transcribed mRNA catabolic process, RNase MRP-dependent. The record is from RefSeq and is a predicted model, not a curated record. Gene Ontology annotation, molecular function: rRNA primary transcript binding. NCBI's taxonomy places the organism in Eukaryota, Fungi, Ascomycota, Dothideomycetes, Dothideales, Saccotheciaceae. The transcript has a single exon. The coding region runs from base 1 to 1065 and encodes 354 amino acids. Gene Ontology annotation, cellular component: ribonuclease MRP complex.
AUGGAAACCAACCCAAUAACUACCAUAACCGACCUCGCACCCCUCAAACUUCCCUCCUCCUCACAAACCGCCGACCUCCAGCAUUUGCAUGCAUUAAUGCACCUCCUCCACCAUCGGAACCACAAUCAACAUCGCCGCAGCACUUGGUAUCGCCACUUCAACAUCUUCCGACGACAUCUGGGCACGAUGCUGGAAAACCUCACGACUCUCUCACAUGUACCUACCACAAACCUCGCUCGACACAAGAAGAAAGCAGAGGAUGAGGCUUUGCGACUGAGGAUACAGCAAACAGUGUCUUUCUGGCGAGAUGUGCUGGUGCCAAAGACACAACAUGCAUUUGGGCAAUUGAUAGCGGAUGGACGAUUUGCAGUGCUGGGUGUGGUACUAAUGGCAAUCUUGGGGCACGUGUGUAGGGUGUUUGGGCUGAUCUCUGUUUACGAGGAGUUAGGAGAGGAAGAGACUAGGAAAGCCAUCGAGGUCUUUGCUGCGGAGGGAUGGGGCGAGGAUGAAGGAUUGGGUGUCCUUGUGCCACGAGAAGCAGAGAAGAGAGAAGAUCUGGGCGAGGUCUUGACAAGGGAAGACAGCGAAGACGAAGAGGAUCUAGUGGCUACAAAGGCAAGAGCAACGGAGAAGGAAUUGAGGAAGGUUGAGAGUGGCUGUCUGGCUCCAGAACGUGACAUGCUGGAGCAAAGUCGUAAGGCACUGAAAGCCAUGGCUACCGGCAAGCCAUUUGUCACAUCUUCGCGAGAAUCCAGCAUACCUCCGCCAACAAAGACAAAACCGAGCACGAAGCUCAAGACCAUGGAACCCGACAGCAAGCCGAAGAUCACAAAGGUUCUGCCUGCUGUCAAUUGGGACGACAAUUCCACGACAACUCUAGCGAAAACAUCAUCGAAGAAUGCUACAAAGACUUCAGAGCCGAUUGCGUCUUCAGCGACGACGAGUUUGAAGCCUAAGAAGAAAAGGCCAAAGCCAGAGGAAGGAGAAAGUUCUAGCGGUGCUGCAAAGCCAGUCAAGAAGAAGAAAAAGAAGAAUGCUAUCGACGACUUAUUUGCUGGGUUGUAG